CGGUGUCUGUUGGCGCGCGGGCAGGCCGGCCGCUCUGAGGUGCUGUCAUGGCGCUCGCUUCGCUGCAGCCCCUGGAGGCGCUGAAAUACGCCGAGCUCCAGCGCAUCGCCAAGGCCGCCGGGCUGCGGGCAAACCUGCGGGCAGACAAAUUGUUGGAAUCAUUGAAGCAACACUUUGAAAGGACAAAUGGAGAAAGUGAAAAUAUGGGUUCUGUAAAGAGUGCAUCUGCUCCUAUUAAAUCAGAUGAACUGAGCAUUCAGGAGGAAAUUUUGUCUGAUUCAGUGUGUUUCAUUACAAAAAGAGGUGGUAAGGAUAAGAAAAUAACCAGAAAAAAGAGGAACUCCUGUGAGGAAAGAAAUAGCAGUGAAGAAAACCCAGUGCUUUCUGAUGAGAAACAGGUGCAUUCUGAAAUGAAAGAAAAUGAAGUGCCUCAGGGUGAGCACAAAAAGGGAGAGAAGAUAUCACAAAACAAAAUUGAGAGAGCUACUGAGAAUCCAAGGAUGGGUGCUGGCCAAAAGAAACAAGCAGAGAAGACUUCUACUAGAGGCAGGGGAGAGCAACGUAAUGCCCGUCCUGCAGGAGGGAAGAUCCCUGUGCCUGUGGGCCGUGCAUCGAGGUCUGCGGGAGUGACAGCUACCACACCAAACUUUAAAAAGUUGCAUGAGGCUCAAUUCAAGAAAAUGGAAUCUAUUGCUGACUACAUGGAGAGGAAAAAAAAACUGAAUGAAAGUUGCAGUGCAGUCAAGAAACAAGCCAGUGGCAAAAGAUUUUUAUUCAGCCCAAAUCCAGAAAGAGGCAGGUUCUCCACCACCAGCACUCCUUGUAACCUGCGGCGCUCACCACGCAAUUCUCUGAACGCUGCUAAUCGGAACAUUUUAUCCCAGAAGUCUUCAUUUCAUCCUUCCAUACUUUCAACAUCCAAAAUGAAUGUCAGGUUCUCAGAAGCCACAAAAGAUAAUGAGCACAAACGCUCUCUUACCAAGACUCCAUCUAGAAUGUCUCCAUACAUGGAGGAGAUCUGCACACCUGACACUCCAAAGAGCUGUAAACUAAGAAGUCAGAAGAACAGUAAGGGGAAUGCAAGAAAUAAUGAUCUGACUGCAGCAAAGGCUCUUACCCCCUUCAAGUUUGGAGCUCAACCUGCACAACCCACAAGCGGAAAGAAGACAUUUGAUCUCAAAGCAAGCCUCUCUCGACCACUUCGGUAUCAGCCACACAAAGGACGACUAAAACCGUGGGGAGAAUUUAAAGAAAAUGCUGUUCCCAGUAGGUCUGGUGGUAUCUGUUCACAUAGGAAAGAUUACAAACAGCCACAUCUCCAGACAAGGGAAGAAAGGCGUGAGACACUUGAGCAAGACAGAAAAAAGAAAAAGGCUCAUGCUCUUGCCAAACGUAGAGGCCUAUCUGGGUGUUAGGACAAACAAGAAAGAUCUAAGAGAUCACUGUAAAUACUGUAAAUCUUCUUUCUUCAUAAUGUUUUCAUUUAACUAAUUUACUUGACUAAAAGAUGUUAAAGAGGAAAAUAUAAGUGGAAAAAAAAAGCUCAAGAAGCCUCCUUGCAACUUAGGAUAGACUUGUGCAUCAGAAUGGACUUGUCCAUUGUGCUAGAAUGCAGGCCAUGCAGGCUUUAGAUAGCAGCAGCUUCAAAAUGUUCCAGUGUUCAAAAUGACAAGAUUUGGAAGUACCUGCUUGCCCUGUUCUCCAGAUCAAUCCUUAAGUUCUCUAAGUUACAGCAAUUACUCAGCAUUUCUAAUUGAAUGCCUAUGAAACAGUAGGGAAUUUCAAAGUGAAGAAAAAAUAUGCAAGCUCUCUGGCAAACUAAUGCAGAAUUGUAAACUACCUUUUUGAAAAAGUCACAACUGAAUUGACAAAUUACCAGCUGAAUGCUUUGAACAAUUAAGGUUUUGUUCCUUUCUAUAGUAAAUAGCAGAUGUUAAAAUCCUCUUGCUUUUCACCUCUAAGAUGCUUAAUUGUGUUGAGGUACAUUUUAAAAGAAUGGUUUUAAAAUAAGCUGUUAUUUUUACAUUAAAAAAAUACAUAGAAAAGUUGUCUGGAUUUUUUAGGGAUAGAAGUAGAAAGGUAAUUUAGCAGCUGUAAUCUCAGCUGUUGAGCAAAUAAAUGUUUCACUGAAUUUAUGUCCUAUCAUAUGUUGUGAUGUCAAGAAAAACCAAAUUUCUAAAUAAAUGUAACGGGGGAAAUAAAUAUUUUGUAUAUGUCCUGUUUAUCACUGGCUUUAUCAUUUAGUAUACUAACUACAACUGCUUCCUUACUCUGGCACUGUUUUUUCACUCUUGUAUUUGCUGCUGUGUUUUCCUGUGCCAAGUUUUCCUCACCAACUCGCCUGCCUCCCACUCCAAGAAAGAUGUUUGCUCUGAUAUCUUCCUGGUAUCAUCCUUCUUCUACAAUUAAGCUGCUGAAUUCAGUGCAAAAGGAAGAUAACAGUACAAGAUCCUGUUUCAGCUUGCUUCAUUAUGCUCUCUUCCAUAUAAAAUACAGGUACAUUUAAUAUUUCUGUAGUAUACUUAAACAAGGUCACUGUGGAGGAGGUCAGUGCUUUCAUUAUUUAAAUUUGACAGCUGAAACAUACUCUUGAUAAAGCAAGUGCUGAGUAGUUAUCCUGAAUUACUGAAAACUGCAUCUCUCUGCAGAAGGGAGGUAUUAAGGUGCUGUGCCACCAGUUGAGGCUGUGAAUUCUUACAACACAGCAGAGUUAGGCUAACUGCUCUGCCCUGUAAUGGUGCUAAGUAAGCCAAGCUCUGCCUCCUCAGAGAGCAGACAGAACUGCAGCUUUCCUCCCACCCCUCCUUUGGAGCAUUGCUUCUUUCCAACAACCUUGGCUCUGCCUCAUUGUAGGAUCAUCAUCAACAGCUCUGAAGGAAAAGUCAAGCCUGCUGCAUAGCUCUUGUUUCCAUCUUGGCAGUGGCAGCUUUUGCUUUUUUUAGCUAUCUACAAGAGCCAAAGCUAAAGGUUGAAAUACUUCUGCCUUUUCCACUUCUGGUGCUGCUCUUUGCAAAUUUCAGUAGCUGAGU
Molecule: messenger RNA, 3029 nt
Organism: Passer montanus (Eurasian tree sparrow)
Lineage: Eukaryota; Metazoa; Chordata; Aves; Passeriformes; Passeridae
Gene: NUSAP1
Product: nucleolar and spindle associated protein 1
Exons: 11
Coding region: 48-1415 (455 amino acids)
Biological process (GO): mitotic chromosome condensation; establishment of mitotic spindle localization; mitotic cytokinesis
Cellular component (GO): mitotic spindle; nucleolus; microtubule
Molecular function (GO): microtubule binding
Source: RefSeq, a predicted model, not a curated record